AAACACAAAUGUCUUCUAAUCCUUCUCUUAUCUUUCUCCUUGUGAUUCCUUUUUAUAUUCCUCUUAUAUUUUCUCUCAAUUUGAUUUCAUUUUCUUGUCAAUGGCGACUACCAUGAAUGCUGCUGUUUCUCUCACAUCUUCAAACUCUUCUUCGUUUCCAGCUACAAGUUGUGCCAUUGCUCCUGAAAGGAUCAGGUUUAGUAAGGGUGCUUUUUACUACAAAAGCAACAAUGUAGUGACAGGUAAAAGAGUGUUUUCCAUAAGAGCACAAAUCACAACAGAAACAGAUACUCCUACUCCUGCCAAGAAAGUUGAGAAAGUGUCAAAGAAGAAUGAGGAAGGUGUGAUUGUUAAUAGGUACAGACCAAAGGAGCCUUACACUGGAAAAUGCCUUCUCAACACCAAAAUCACAGCUGAUGAUGCUCCUGGAGAGACCUGGCACAUGGUUUUCAGCCAUGAAGGAGAAAUCCCGUACAGAGAAGGACAAUCUGUUGGUGUGAUUGCAGAUGGAAUUGACAAGAAUGGAAAGCCUCACAAGGUCAGACUUUACUCGAUAGCGAGCAGCGCUCUUGGAGAUCUCGGCAAUUCUGAAACCGUUUCUUUGUGUGUUAAAAGACUUGUCUAUACUAAUGACCAAGGAGAAACUGUUAAAGGAGUUUGCUCAAAUUUCUUGUGUGAUUUGGCACCAGGGAGUGAUGUUAAACUGACUGGUCCUGUAGGCAAAGAAAUGCUUAUGCCAAAGGAUCCAAACGCCACUGUUAUUAUGCUUGCGACAGGGACAGGAAUUGCUCCUUUCCGGUCUUUCUUAUGGAAGAUGUUCUUUGAGAAACAUGAUGACUACAAGUUCAAUGGCUUAGCCUGGUUGUUCUUGGGUGUACCAACCACUAGCUCAUUGCUCUACCAAGAGGAGUUUGAUAAGAUGAAAGCAAAGGCCCCCGAGAACUUCAGGGUGGAUUACGCGAUAAGCAGAGAACAAGCGAACGAUAAAGGAGAGAAAAUGUAUAUCCAGACUCGGAUGGCGCAGUACGCAGCUGAGUUAUGGGAGUUGUUGAAGAAAGACAACACUUUUGUCUACAUGUGUGGACUCAAGGGAAUGGAGAAAGGAAUUGAUGACAUUAUGGUCUCAUUGGCUGCAAAUGACGGUAUUGACUGGUUUGACUAUAAGAAGCAGUUGAAGAAGGCAGAGCAAUGGAACGUUGAAGUCUACUGAUCAAAAAGCCUUUGACAUUCUGUAGCAAAGUAUAGCUGAACAAAACUGUAAUUUUCGCUUCUGAAUUUCUGUAAUUUCUUUAGAUAUAUUAUACUGAAAAAAGAGUUCUUUAAUCA
Arabidopsis arenosa is the source of this 1326-nucleotide messenger RNA. The record is from the annotation of a GenBank genome assembly. NCBI's taxonomy places the organism in Eukaryota, Viridiplantae, Streptophyta, Magnoliopsida, Brassicales, Brassicaceae.